AUGCAGCCAGACAUUCCCUAUCGUCGUGGAUCUCAAGCUCACGGACAGCGCCCCGAUGAGUGGAAGCUCGAACAAGGUCUGGAGGCUGCUCGUCUCGGCAUCCGCAACCAAAGCAGUUUUCAAAUCAACACUGACCCACACGAGCUAAAGACGUCUGAUUCGGAAAAGAUCAUAAGCUUCGAUGAUAAUGAUCUCGACGUUCAGGAUGAGAGAGAUGGCUGGAAGGGCUACGUAGAGUGGGAAGAUUACCCCGAGAAGAAAGUCAAAGCCCAUCAGCGCUUCCGACGCUUCAAGUUUCCGCCACCGCCCGAGUUCCAGCUCGAGCCUCUUCCGGCUACGAACCCCGUUCUUGAGGGGAAAAGAUGGAAGUUAUGGCACAAGGCUAUUGGGGGAUCCUUGACAAGGAUACCUGAGAUCAGCUGGGAGACGGUUCUCAAGGAAAAACAUCCCGAGAUGCUUCACCUUCUCGAAUUUCCAUACAACGGUGAAGCGCCAAAGAAACUCUUAACUAAGAACUACAUCAUGCCAAACGACCUGCACUUUGUUCGAAACCAUGGUGGCAUUCCUGACAUCGACCAUGCCGCUUGGGAUCUACGUCUUGAUGGCCUUGUCAACAACCCCCAAACCCUCACACUCAAGGACCUUCAAGACGAAACACGCUUCCCACGAGUCACCAAACUCGUCACAAUUCAAUGCAGUGGUACUCGCCGUUUCGAGCAGAUUGUUGAGUACCCCGGCGAAGGCGACGAAAUGAUCAACGCGCCCUGGGCCGAGGGUGCCAUCGGCACUGCGAAAUGGACAGGCGUGAGUCUGAAGAAGGUGAUCAAGCACUGCGGCGGUCUCAAAGAUGGCGCAAAGCAUAUUGAACUUUAUGGCGCAGAUACAUAUUUCAAGGGCGGGCAGCUUAUGAACUAUGUUGUUUCGGUACCUUGGUCCAAGGUCAAACUUCAUGAGGUUCUUUUGGCGUGGGAGAUGAAUGGUGAGCCGUUGCCCAAAAUCCAUGGUGCGCCGGUAAGAGCUGUUGUAAUGGGGUACAUUGGAGCUAGGAGUUGCAAGUGGCUCUACAGGAUUAAGGCGAUUGAGACACCCAGUCUCGCACCAGUACAGAGUAGGGAAUAUCUGUACUUUCAACAUCAGACCGGCAAGCAUAAUCAGUUACCCACCAUGGGGAUCCAAAUCCAAGAGAUGCCGGUUAGCAGUGCCAUCAUGUCCCCUUGGCACAAGGAGGUUGUGGUACACGACGGAGAGAUAGAAGUUACAGGCUGGGCAUACUCAGGUGGAGGUCGGUGGCCGGAACGUGUGGAAAUCUCCUCCGACGGUGGCUACGUGUGGUAUGCUGUACCCAUCGAAAACCUGUCUCCCAAGCACAAAUUCGCGUGGCGCACUUUCAAGGGUAAGGUACCGUGUGACCAUGAAGGCUGGACUGAGCUUGUCGUAAGAUGCUGGGACAACAGUCUCAACACACAGCCCAUGGAAGUCAGACACAGUUGGAACUGGGGUCUCCAUGUGACAAGCAGUUGCCAUCGCGUGAAAGUCUAUAGCGUCAAUGUGAAGAGGGAAGCAACCAGGAAGAGGCUUACGGAGUUUAACGAGCACGAUGAGGAGUUCACACCGAUUACGAGACCUGCACGUUUCGUACCGAUGAGCAUUGAUGAGUAUAAGAGCUUGACAAAGGAUGCCGAACCGAGGGAUGUUGAUGAGUAG
Fusarium poae is the source of this 1704-nucleotide messenger RNA. RefSeq lists its product as uncharacterized. Gene Ontology annotation, molecular function: molybdenum ion binding; oxidoreductase activity. NCBI's taxonomy places the organism in Eukaryota, Fungi, Ascomycota, Sordariomycetes, Hypocreales, Nectriaceae. The record is from RefSeq and is a predicted model, not a curated record. The transcript has 5 exons. Gene Ontology annotation, cellular component: mitochondrion. Bases 1 to 1704 code for a protein of 567 amino acids.